Messenger RNA from Fusarium oxysporum Fo47, 2187 nucleotides. RefSeq names its product transcription factor domain-containing protein. The record is from RefSeq and is a predicted model, not a curated record. The coding region runs from base 1 to 2187 and encodes 728 amino acids. Gene Ontology annotation, molecular function: zinc ion binding; DNA-binding transcription factor activity, RNA polymerase II-specific; DNA binding. Lineage: Eukaryota; Fungi; Ascomycota; Sordariomycetes; Hypocreales; Nectriaceae. Gene Ontology annotation, biological process: DNA-templated transcription; regulation of DNA-templated transcription. The transcript has 2 exons.
AUGGACCGAUCCCUAUCAACAUCCCAUCAUGAGGUCACACUCAACCUCAAAAUCUGGAGCUGUGUAACCUGUCGUCGUCGCAAGAUCCGCUGCGAUAGAAAAGAGCCAUGCAACAAUUGUACAAAAAACAAAAUCGACUGCCAUUUCCCCGUGACGGGUCGUAUACCGAGACGAACUCGCGAUGCCAAGACUCCAGCUCAGAAGCAAUCUGAAUUGCUCAGUCGUCUUCGUCGUCUCGAGUCAGUCGUUACUGAACUCGCGGCGCAGGUUGAGGAUGAAAAUGGGGCCAAGACUAUGGGUCAGAUAACAGUGGAUAAGGAGCCUACAGAGUCUUCGUGGGCUACGUCAUCUGGCAGUUUGGAUCAUCAGACUUCGGAGUUUGAUGAGGAUUUUGGUAGGCUUGUUGUUGACAAGGACGGUGGACUUCACGUUGGAAAUCGCUUUUGGACGGUAUUUUGCAGCGAGGUAGACAAUAUACUUCAAGCUGUACACGACGUUGCAGAUAUCUCGGAAACCCCAAGUAACUCAAUCAUGACAGAGCCUACCAGCAAUGGGACUCCGGCUCCUCUAAGUCAUCUUGGCUUUGUCUUUGGCAGCGCAGAGUUCGCGAAAGCGUUAGAUGGGCUCAACCCCAUGCCCUCUCAGAUGCUCUUCAUAUGGCAGACAUAUGUCGAAAAUGUUGACCCUUUCAUCAAGGUCCUUCAUACUCCAGCGAUUGAGAAUAUUGUCAAACAAUUAAAAGACAACUUUAGCUCUUGUGGCCACAAUGUAGAAGCCCUGUUGUUUGCGAUAUGCUUAGCGGCCAUUGCGUCCAUGGACGAAAAGACAGUCUCGUUCAACUUCAACACACCCAGAGAACAACUGCUGCAGCGGUAUCAAUUCGGUACUGAACAAGCACUCGCUCGUGCCAACUUUCUUACUACAAAAGACAUCACUGUCCUUCAAGCCCUGGUCAUAUACCUAUCGCUGCUACCAAACAUUGGGGCUCAAGAUAAAGUAUGGCCACUGACAGGUUUGCUCCUCAGGCUAGCAAAGUCAGUAUGCCUUCAUCGCGAGGGCGAACCACAUCAGUACAAUCAGCUUGAGAGGGAGAUGAGACGUCGGCUCUGGUGGCACAUCUGCUUCAUCGAUUCCAGUAGUCGACGGGCUGACGCUCAAGACCUGUCAAUCACCCCAGCGUCCUUCAGCACAGGUCUCCCUACAAACUCAAACGAUGUCGAUCUGGACAGCUCAACCACUCAGAUCCCAAAUCCUAAUCAAGGAUCAACUGGUGUGACACUCUGUCUCAUCCGCUGCGAGCUGUGGUAUCUCACACAAGCCAUCCGCGCCGAUACAACCGAUUCUCUAGAGACCCGUCUCGGCCUCUUAAACGCCCUGAGACAAAAAGUCGAGAAGACUUACUUCCAGCAUCUACAGCCCAACCAACCAUGGGACUCCUUCAUCAGGACGAUGACAACCCUGUUCUUUGCCAAAGUUGAACUGGUUAUUCGACGACGAUCCAAAACUCUCCCUGCAGCGGAUGAGCUAUUGACUCCAUCUAUCACAGUCACCAAAGCAGUGCAGUCUCUCAAAUCAGGAUCCGCGUGGGUAAAGUGGCGCUGGCAGUUACAAGGACAAAUGCCAUGGCAUGCAAUGGGUGUCUACCUCCGUCAAGCAUCUCGACUCCCUUGGACACGAGAACUAGAAGAAGCAUGGGGCGCAACUACAGCUUUGAAAGAAGGAGUCACAGAAGAAAUGAAGACGGGAUCACUGUGGAGGUCUCUCAUGCAGCUGUUCUCGGAAGCUGAACAGCAUCGUGAAAUGGAGCUUAAGCGUCAAGGAGCAAAUGCCCAACAUACCCGAGACAAGGGAGACCGUGUGAACUCGGAUGUCCAGCAAAUGCUCAACAACGCUGAGAACAUGUCAAACGAGAUCCCUGUUAAUCAUCCUCUAAUUGAUACAUCGACAUUUGACUCGUCUCUACACAUAUCUCCGCCAGCAGACAAUGGGGCUCUCUCCGUGGAACGUCUAUCAACGAGUCUAGGUACAGCGGCUGAUGAUCUUCCUUCAUGGGUUGAAGCAGGAGGUGACAUGAACUUUGGUCAAGGCCAAAAUUUCGGAAACUCGUCAUCUGAUGGAACCGCUGAUGGGGUGGAUUGGGAGGCCUUGAUGGAUCUAGAUGAAACGUGGAAUUGGGACUUCCUGUAG